AUGGCUAGUAUUGAGAGGAGAGACCUUCCCUCAGAUUUGAUAGAGGAGAUUCUCUCUAGGGUUCCGGCUAAAUCUGUAGCACGAUCUCGAUCAACAUCGAAAGAAUGGAACACUCUGUUGAAAUCUGUGAGCUUUGCUAAGAAGCACUCGGCUAAUGCACCAAGUGAGGAGUCUCUGUUCAUCAUGUUGAUGGAUUAUAGGGUUUUCAUACUAAAGGUCAAUCUCCAUGGAAUCAACGACGGUUAUGCUCCAUCUGCUAAGUUAGGGCAUCAAUUCAACCUUAAAGAUCCAAAAAUUUCAGAAGUUGAUCGGCAAGUCCAUAUACAUAACGUCUUUCACUGCGACGGCUUAUUGCUGUGCACCACGAUGGACAAUAGGUUCGUGGUUUGGAAUCCAUGCUUAGGGGAAACCAACUGGAUCAAACCUAGAGAAAGGUACAAGAUGACCGACUACUAUGCUCUCGGUUACGACAAGGACAAAUCGUACAAGAUCUUGAGGGUGGAUCGUCAAGACAAUGAUAUGACGACCAAGAAUGAGUACGAGGUUUAUGACUUGACCUCUAAUUCAUGGAGAGUGCUUGGUGUGGCUACUGAUUGGGUUUUAGACAAACAUCGUCGCGGCAUAUGUGUUAAGGGAAAUACUUAUUUGGUUGCUACAAGAAGGCAAUUUGGUGAUUUCUUACUAAGUUUCGAUUUUUCAACAGAGAUGUUUCAAAGUCGGUAUUUUCCUUAUCCGUUUCCUUUUGGGAAUGCGUCUUUAUCAGUGGUUGGAGAAGAAGAGCAGAUUUGUCUGUCGGGUACUACUUUAUCUCCACAUGUACGCAGUGGUGAUUUCAAAGUAUUGGUGGCAACAACUAGUAGUGUUGGAACACGCAUGUCAUGGACAAAUUCCAUAGCAGCAUUAUAUAGAAAUCCUAAGGAUAAGUCCUAUAAUGUAUAUAAUUUUUUUCAAGGGAUGAGUUUCUUGGCAGACGAGCAGAACAAUGUUGUAGUGUAUUUGAGCCUCGACAACGUCUUACACGUUGUGGGCGAUGAGCCGAUGAUUAUCACACACAAGUGGAGAAUCUUGGUGGAGUUUCCAUACCAUCUUGCUCAGUUCUUAUGA
Microthlaspi erraticum is the source of this 1104-nucleotide messenger RNA. NCBI's taxonomy places the organism in Eukaryota, Viridiplantae, Streptophyta, Magnoliopsida, Brassicales, Brassicaceae. The record is from the annotation of a GenBank genome assembly.